Trichoderma breve is the source of this 1284-nucleotide messenger RNA. Its product is annotated as heterokaryon incompatibility protein (HET) domain-containing protein. The coding region runs from base 1 to 1284 and encodes 427 amino acids. NCBI's taxonomy places the organism in Eukaryota, Fungi, Ascomycota, Sordariomycetes, Hypocreales, Hypocreaceae. The record is from RefSeq and is a predicted model, not a curated record. The transcript has 2 exons.
AUGGUAUGCGACUUGCCAAAAACAAUUCGCGACGCUAUUACAGUUACAAGGGCCACGGAGGUCCGAUAUCUCUGGGUUGAUGCACUAUGCAUCAUCCAACCAGACAACGACAACUUUCUUGGCGACUGGAAUACUGAAGCAGCCCAAAUGGGCAGCUACUAUUCUAAUGCUCUAUUCUGCAUCUCAGCUCUUUGCACAUCAGAUAGCUCAGACGGAUUUCUUCGAGAGAGGCACUCUGCUCGAUACCCAUGGAGAAAAGAGGAGUGCAUCCAGCAUGAGGAAAACUUUUUUUCCAUCAUACCAUCUAAAGGACUAAAUGAUAUCAAAAUCAGACAUAUGCCAUUGAUGGAACGCGCUUGGGCUCUACAAGAAAGAAUUUUAUCAACUCGAAGAUUACACUGGAGUGGGAUCGGUCUGUUGUGGGAGUGUGACAGUGGCCUGUUCCAAGAGAAUCAGCCUCUUCGGAAUCUGCGCCAGCAGCAUAAUGAGAAUUAUAUUGGUGCAAGAACCGAUAAUUUCAUACGAGAGGUCUUGAUUCAAUACUCGGACAUGCAGUUGACAAAACCAACAGACCGUCUCGCUGCCAUCCAUGGAGUUGCCCGUCGUCUCUCAUUACAACACAAUGUGGAAUACUUUGGUGGAAUCUUCAAGGGAUUUUAUUCAAGAGCUCUUCUUUGGGAAUGUACGAAGAUCGGACAUGAAGAAGAUGGCUUCAUUCGAAAGGAUUUUCCUAGCUGGUCUUGGGCUUCAGCUGUCAAGUUCGGUUACGACCGCAACUACUUUUUAGGAAAAUCUUCUUCGAGGAUCAAAGAUCUCAUUCGAUAUGCCAAUCCGGGACAGCCUACAUCUCUUGAUGAAAUCAUAGACUUUAGAGACCGUUCUAAGCGAAAGCUUGCGUUGAGAGCUCCUUUGAUUUCGAUGAAACUAGAACCGCAAGAACCCAUUCAGCCAGAAAUUUCGACAUCAUAUAAUGAUUUUUAUCGGACCAUCGACGGUCCAAUCUGGAAAGGACAGAAAAUCUACUGCCAUAUGGAUUGUAAGAUGAAAUCUCCGGAACCAUCGGCAGUGACUCUCCUCAUAUGUUAUGGAGACUUUGGACAAGGGAUGAGAACCGCACCAGACAAUACAGUCCCUUACAAGGGUCUAAUAUUGAGAAUAUCGGAGGAAGACGGGCCUGGUGCGUUCGUGCGACUAGGUCAUUUUAGGGUUUACAUUCCUUGGUCGGAGGAGGAGGAGGAGGGAGGCUAUCUUAAUGACUGGGAGACAGACGUUUAUUUAUUUUAA